This is a messenger RNA of Impatiens glandulifera, 1775 nucleotides long. Its product is annotated as amino acid permease 4-like. The coding region runs from base 121 to 1605 and encodes 494 amino acids. The transcript has 7 exons. NCBI's taxonomy places the organism in Eukaryota, Viridiplantae, Streptophyta, Magnoliopsida, Ericales, Balsaminaceae. The record is from RefSeq and is a predicted model, not a curated record. Gene Ontology annotation, cellular component: plasma membrane.
CUUCAUGCAAUAUUUCUGGAGAGAGAACAAUCAGUCAACCGCCGUGAGAGACCGGACCUGACCGCCUGACCGGAGCUGACUUCCGGACCGGACCGGACCGACUGAUCCUGACCUCAUAUUAUGCAGAUGCAGCAGCAGAUUCAAGUGCUCGAAACAAGUUACGGCGGCGCCGGCGACGGCUCCGAUCAUUUCGAUGACGACGGUCGCCCUAAAAGAACCGGAACUCUAUGGACGGCAAGUGCUCAUAUAAUAACGGCGGUGAUCGGCUCCGGCGUACUUUCAUUGGCAUGGGCGGUUGCUCAGUUGGGAUGGAUUGCCGGUCCGAUUGUUAUGUUGAUGUUCUCUUUGGUCAUUUAUUAUACAUCAUGUCUUCUCGCCGAUUGUUACCGGUCCGGCGACCCUUUAACCGGCAAGAGAAAUUACACUUAUAUGGAUGUAGUCAGAUCUAAUCUCGGUGGGUCGAAGGUACAGAUAUGUGGAAUCAUACAGUAUGUGAAUCUUUUUGCAAUUGCAAUUGGAUUCACCAUUCUCACAUCAAAAAGCAUGUUGUCUCUUCAUCGAUCUGAGUGUUUGAGUAAGGGAGGUAGCACUAGAAGUUGUGAGAGCUCUACCAUUCCAUACAUGGUCUUGUUUGGUGUGAUUGAGAUUUUUCUAUCACAAAUACCUGGUUUUGACCAGAUUUGGUGGUUAUCAAUAGUGGCAGCUGUUAUGUCUCUAACUUACUCAUCAAUUGGAGUUGGUCUUGCAAUUUCUAAAGUUGCAGCCAAUGGAACAUGGAAAGGUAGCUUAACUGGACCAACUCUUUCGAGUAUGAGUGAAAUAGACAGGGUAUGGAGGGUCUUUCAAGCUCUAGGAGACGUUGCAUUUUCCUUCUGCUAUGCUCUCAUUCUCAUCGAAAUUCAGGACACAAUUAGAUCACCACCAUCAGAAGCAGUGAAGAAGGCAAACCUGGACACAGAUGAAUCGCCACCAUCAGAAGCAGUGACAAUGAAGAAGGCAAACCUGAUAAGCACUGUAGUGACAACAGGUUUCUACAUGUUAUGCGGAUGCAUGGGCUAUGCUGCUUUUGGAGACCAAACUCCAGGAAACCUCUUAACAGAUUCGGGUUUUGGGAAACCAAUCUGGCUAGUAGACAUAGCCAACAUUGGAAUUAUAAUUCAUAUAGUGGGAGGUUAUCAGGUUUUCGUCCAACCCCUGUUUGCAUUCGUGGAGAAAUGGAUAUUAACAAAAUGGCCCCGAAAUAAGCUUGCUUCCAUGGAAAUACCCAUCCGAAUUCCGGGUUUAAAAGCCUUCAAACUGAACAUGCUCCGGGUAGUCUGUCGCAGUUCUUUGGUUGUAAUGUCUACUUUCAUUGCUAUGUUGGUUCCUUUCUUCAACGAGAUAUUGGGUAUAACAGGGGCCUUUGUGUUCUGGCCUUUGUCGGUAUACUUCCCAACAGAGGUUUAUAUUGCGCAAAAGAAGAUUCCGAGAUGGGGAUUGAAAUGGAUUGGUUUGCAGAUAAUGAGCCUUGCUUGUUUGAUGAUAUCGAUUGCUGCUGGUGCUGGUUCUGUUGCUGGUGUUGUUAAGAAUCUUAAGACUUAUAAGCCAUUCAAUCUUAAAGCUUAGUUAAUCAUUUAAUUAAAGCUCUCAUGUCUCUUAUGUUACUUAAUUAGCAUCAAGAAAACACACAAAGAGGUGGAAAAAAAUGGUUUAAUUACCUUCCACUGGCUUUAGUAGUGAUGGAGAAUAACAAAAACAUUUGCAUCAAUUUUAUAUUGUUCUUCAACUUAUUUUUC